Molecule: messenger RNA, 2974 nt
Organism: Carassius auratus (goldfish)
Lineage: Eukaryota; Metazoa; Chordata; Actinopteri; Cypriniformes; Cyprinidae
Product: calcineurin subunit B type 1
Exons: 6
Coding region: 289-801 (170 amino acids)
Molecular function (GO): calcium ion binding
Source: RefSeq, a predicted model, not a curated record
GCUGUUCUAAUGCACCUCCCCCCUCCGCUCCGCUGAGACUCCCUCCCUCCUUUCCUCUCUUUCUCUCCCCAGCACCACCGACUCAACCCACUGCCUCUACCCCCUCCGCUGAGGACCUAACGUUACCGGAGGCACGGCGUUGUAUCCGUCAUCCGUCGACUGAGAGCCCGAGGAGAAGAAAAUCCCGGCGGCUCCCUCGCUCAGAAAAAAUAACCGUCAACUAACAGCAGCAGCGACCGUUCAGUUCCGCGAGACUCCCCACAAGGCGAAGACAAGCCCGGCGACAGAAUGGGAAAUGAGGCGAGUUAUCCCUUGGAGAUGUGCUCACACUUUGACGCUGAUGAGAUUAAAAGACUAGGGAAGCGGUUUAAGAAACUCGACCUGGAUAACUCGGGUUCUCUCAGCGUGGAGGAGUUCAUGUCUCUACCCGAGUUGCAGCAGAACCCACUGGUCCAGCGAGUCAUCGAUAUAUUCGACACAGACGGAAACGGAGAAGUGGACUUUAAAGAGUUCAUUGAAGGCGUCUCUCAGUUCAGUGUCAAGGGUGACAAGGAGCAGAAGCUCCGCUUUGCGUUCAGGAUUUAUGACAUGGAUAAGGAUGGCUACAUAUCCAACGGCGAGCUGUUCCAGGUGCUGAAGAUGAUGGUAGGGAAUAACCUGAAGGACACCCAGCUGCAGCAGAUCGUCGACAAAACCAUCAUCAACGCAGACAAGGACGGGGACGGGAGGAUAUCUUUCGAGGAGUUCUGUGCUGUGGUUGGUGGCUUAGACAUUCACAAAAAGAUGGUGGUGGAUGUGUGAAGAGACAGAGAAGGCCCUUCACUGAACACCCUCUUUUUUCACUUCUCCAUUUCUGAGAAUCAGCUCCAGAUGUUCCGCUAACACGCUCUCUCUUUCUCUCUCUCUCUGUCUGUCGCUCUCUUUCUCUGUUUCAAUGGAAGUAUUUCUCUGAAUGAUGCCUCUGUUCCCCGUCUGUACUCCCUGAGCCUUGUGACGCCUGCCAUCCUAAGUGUUAUAGAGCAUGAGAUUCUUCUGUCCACGUUCUCGGGUAUUUAAGGACAGUCAGAGAGACGACUUCUCUGUCGAUUACCGAGCGACUCAGUGUGAUGGAGACGGAGAGAAGUGUGUGUGUGUGUAAGCUCUUUAUUUUUCUUUUUGAAGGGGGGAUUUUUUUGUAUUUAUUUUAGUCCUGUCUUUUUUUUAAAGAUAAUCUAGGUCUACAGGGAAUGUAUGUAUGUGAGCGAUAUAUAUGUCUUGACACUUGAUUUCAGUGCAACACCCUUCAAGCAUGAAGUGCCAAUCGAAACAUAUACACAGGAACAAUUUAACAAUAGCUGAAUAUUGAAACCGCUAUCUGAUGUUCUUCAUGUCAUGGGGAGAUUAAAAAAAGUCAUUACGUUUUUUUGUUUCCACCUCUUUAGAGCAAAUAACUGCUUCAGAUCUCAUGCAAAAUGCAAAUGCGAUUUGAAUUUUCUACAAAGAAUGUGUGUGUGUGUGUGUGUGUAAAGUGUGCUGUUUUAAUAUUGUCAGGGAGUUCAUCUACCGUCUUGCUUUCUGGUAUACAGUAGACUAGAAUAAAAAAGAAAAUAUAUUUGAAGUUGUGCUCAUAUGGUUUACUUUUGAGUAAAGUUGAGUAUGGUUUACUUCUAGGACUGGUGUUUUAUCGCAGGGGUCGUGUGGGGAGGAACGAUCAGAUCACACCACAUCUUACUGUAGGAUGGAAGUGCCAUCAGUAAAAUUUCUGGACUUUUGUGUGUGUGUGUGUGUGUUUGUAUUAUGGAUUUAUUACCAUUAUAACACAGCAAACGAGUAAUUUUGAUUUACCUCUUGACAUUGUAGGAUAGUGCAUAUUGUGGCGAACUGAAUCCACAAUAACACUUGAUUUGAAUAUUUGUUUGUGGAAAUAUAAGGUUAUUUUCUUCCCAACUUGACUGCAGGCAGCAUUUUAAAGACCUUAGUAGCUCCUAUUUGUAUAUUAGGGACUGAAGGACAGAUUGUGUGUUUGGGUUUUUCUAAGCUUUAAUCGAGUUGGUUCGCAGCAUGUUACUGAGAGGGAUCGUCGGAGUAGGCAAAACCAGAUCUGACUGACUGAUUGAUCAGUUUCUCUUUUCCAUCAUCGUUUCAAGGAUUGAUCCGUGGGAUUUGCGUGUUAAGAAAGGAGAGACCAAACCAGACGCUUUCAACGCGGAUGAAUAAACUCGAAACGGUCGGCCACUCCGCUAUUUUGCUUUAAAUGUGAUUCUCCCGCGCAAAUCGGCGUUUUCGCGCCAGCUGCUGCACGGUGAUGACGCUUAAACAUUUCUUUCCCGGCGAAGAACGUCGAGGUCUUGAGUUGUUCUCGCAUGAUACGGGAAGGUUUCUCUUAUUUUACUUUUUUUUUUUACUUUUUUUUUUUGUGCAUGUAGAUCUGAUUCUUGGGGGGGGUUCUCUUGUUUACAUAUGAAUCGUACUAUUGAGAUAUUAUAAUAUGAAUGACAGUUACAUAUAAAUAUAUGGACGUUGCCAAACUUUUGGUAAAUGUUUAAAUAUGGAAAUGAUUUUAAAGCGAGUUUCUUCACUACAUUUAUCCAUAAAUAAUAUUAUGCAAAUUAAAAGAAGAUGUGUGAGUUAUUCUGGAUUUCUGUCCGUCACUCCCAGCUAAUUUUUUCCUCUUAAAAAAAAAAAAAAAGAGAAAGUUUUUUUUUUUUUUUUCUCCUUUUCCGUUCCUGGUUUGGUUGAGUUGUUUUGUACAGAAUGUGCGUCGGUUGUGUUUUGUAUUUCUUUAGCUGGGGGUCAGACAGUCGUCUGUAUAACUUUCGAUGGGAGAUCCGUGGGGUUUUUUGGACAAAGGAAACAUACAAGUGAAUGAAAACGUUUCGCUUUUAGGUUUAACGUUUUGUUUCUUUCUUCAUUUCUCUGCAUGCUGCGUCAUAUGCUGUGGGAACCACUGAAAUGUCAUUCAUGAAAAUGAGAAAUAAAAUAUUUGAGACUUUUA